Messenger RNA from Meleagris gallopavo (turkey), 412 nucleotides. The record is from RefSeq and is a predicted model, not a curated record. NCBI's taxonomy places the organism in Eukaryota, Metazoa, Chordata, Aves, Galliformes, Phasianidae.
UGAAGACUGGCAAGUAUCUAGGUCAGGGUCAAUAUCGGGAUCUAGUUCUGAUUCUGAAUCAGAGGAAGAUAAAGAGAAAAACAGUUGUGAAGAGAGUGAAUCUGACUAUGAACCAAAAAACAAGGUCAAAAGCCAGAAACCUCCAAGGAGAAUUAAGCCCAAAAGUUGCAAGAAGGGUGCAGGACAGAAAAAGAGGCAGUUUGAUUCAUCAGAUGGUGAUGAUGAUUAUGAUAAGAGAGGAUCUCGUCGCCAGGCAACAGUCAAUGUUAGUUACAAAGAAGCUGAAGAAACCAAGACAGAUUCUGAUGAGUUGUUGGAAGUCUGUGGAGAAGAUGUCCCACAGCCUGAAGAAGAUGAAUUUGAAACUAUAGAGAAGUUCAUGGAUAGUCGAAUUGGCCGAAAAGGAGGGUAA